UGCCCGUAUUGAGUCCGCUAGUGCCCCUCGUAGAGUUUACCACUCUUUUCAAGGAGCAGUUCCAGGGGUACAAUGGUACCCAUUUAUUGUUUAAGACGGCCGUUAUUCCCUUGGACAAUUCAUGUCCUUGUGACGGAAAGGACGGCGGGUACGAUCCUUGUGUGGUGACGGAUGGAGGUCCUGGACUGUUCUUGUUGUUGUUGGGCGUUAUGAUGGGAUUUAUCUGCUGUUUUGUGGUGUUCCUGACCUGGGAGGCAAUGGCGAGGAAGGGCUGGACUGUCAGUUUCCAGUAUUUGUGUUCUUUGUUGCUGGAUAUUAUGAAGGAUAAUCGGUUUCUUCCGGCUUGUCAAGGUGUUGUGAGAGCAGUACUUUGUUGCCUGAGCUGUAAAAGAUGCCGUGGCAGUUCUCAUGAGGUUGUUGUGGAACCUGUCCUGGCACAGGGUGGUGCUCGAAAGAAAGUGAAAGUGAAGGCGUUGCAUUCCAAUGCGCAGAAGUUGGGUACUGAGGAGGAGAGGAUUCCGCCUGUUUCUCUGGGUGAAGUGAACCCUGCACCCUCUGUUAUGCAACCUGGUCCACCUUUUAUGGGUCCGGCUUAUCCACCGGCCGGGUUUUUGCCACCGUUCUUGCCACCGUGGGGUUAUGUUCCCCCUCAAGGAGUUGUCCGUUCUGGUUUAUAUCCUGAUGUUCCUGAAUUUAGUGUGUCCGCUGGAGGGGUUCAGGAAGGUCAGCUGGGUGAGACUUCCGGUCAGCCCGUAGGUGGGAAUGUUAACGACGGCUCUCAGUUUCCUGUAGCAGGUCCAGCUGAUCAGUGUGCUGGUAAGGUUGAUCAGGGUGGACCGCCCGGAUUGUUGACUGUUAACAUGAGGGAGGUGCGAGAUGAGAAUGUUAACAUGAGGGAGGUGCGAGCUGAGAAUGUUAACCCGAGGGAUGUGCGAGCUGAUAAUGUUAUCUCGAUGGAGGUGCAAGCUGAAAAUGUUAACACGAGGGAGGUGCGAGCAGAGCAUGUUUAUCCAGAAUCGGAGAAUGGAGGUGACGUAGUGUAUGAGAACGUGGUGGAGAUAAACAAAACUGUGUUUGUUCCGGAGCACGUUGUGGCAGUUAGUGGAGAUCAAGGUGACCAUGUUGAGAAACCUGUUGUGUUGAACGAGUAUGAUGAUUGUACUCCCAAGCGGAAUUAUAGGAAGACGCCUUUCCCACACCCGUCCAGUUCCAUGAAUGGGGAAUCUUGUCCCGCAUUUCAGGUGGGUGCUGGGAAGGAUGACCGUUCAGGGCUAGCCUUCAUGGGAGGCGGCGCAGUUCAGCGUACUCCGCCUGCGAAGGGCGGUACUGUUCAGCAGAUUUCGCCUGGGAAGGGGGGUAUAGAUCAGCCCAAUCCGCCUGCGAGAGGCGGUGCAGUUAAGCACACUCCGCCUGUAAAGGGCGGUAAAGUUCAGCAUACUCCGCCUGCGAGGGUCGGUACAGUUCAGCAUACUCCGCCUGCGAGG
Messenger RNA from Eurytemora carolleeae, 1484 nucleotides. RefSeq lists its product as uncharacterized. NCBI's taxonomy places the organism in Eukaryota, Metazoa, Arthropoda, Copepoda, Calanoida, Temoridae. The record is from RefSeq and is a predicted model, not a curated record.